AUGGAGAAAGAAACUAAGCAACCACCAAACAUAAUCACUGAUCCAAUUAAAAGAGAACCACCUUCCAGAGUCAUGAAGAAUCAUCCUACCGAUCUCAUACUUGGGAACAUGGAUGAGAGCAUGGUUACUAGAAUAAGGUAUGCUAAUUUGAUUCAAUUUUUGUAUUCUGUCUCUUCUUUAGAGCCUGAAAAUGUGAAAGUUGCCUUGAUGGAUGAAGCAUGGAUUCGGGCAAUGCAAGCAGAGCUGGCAAGAUUGGUUGCCCAAGGUUAUACUCAAGUUGAGGGUAUUGAUUUUGAUGAACUUUUUGCUCCAGUAGCAAGUCUUCAGUCCAUCAGAAGAGGAAAUGUAGAUAAAACACUGUUUAUCAAAAACAUUAAAUCUGAUGUUAUUUUUGCUCAAAUAUAUGUUGAUGAUAUUGUGUUUGGAUCUACUUCUAACUCCGAAGUGCAGGUAUUUGUCCUACAAAUGCAACAGGAAUUUGAAAUGAGCAUGGUAGGUGAACUCACCUAUUUUUUGGGUCUUCAGGUGAAACAAUCUGAUUAUGGCUCAUUUGUUUCACAAAGUAAGUAUGCAAAAAACUUGGUGAAGAAGUUUGGGCUUGAAAACACCAAACAUACUAAUACCCCUAUGAGCAAAAUUUUGAAAUUAUCCAAAGAUGAACAAGGAGAGAAGGUAGAUCCUACUUUGUACCAAAGCAUGAUUGGUAGUUUACUUUAUCUUACUGCUAGUCAUCCUGAUAUAUGUUAUAGUGUUGGUGUUUGUGCUCGUUAUCAGGGAAAUCCCAUGGAAUCUCAUAUUUCUGUCGUGAAAAGAAUUAUUCGCUAUGUCAAUAGCACUAUUGAUUUUGGGAUUUUGUUUUCAAAAGACACUAACACUAAUUUGGUGUGCUUUAGUGAUGUUAAUUGGGCAAGAAAUGCAAAUGAUAGAAAUAGUACUAGUGGUGGAUGUUUCUUUCUUGGAAACAAUCUCAUUUCAUGGCACAGUAAGAAGAAAAUUUGUGUCUCUCUGUCAACUACAGAGGCUGAAUACAUUGAUGCGGGUAGCUGUUGUACCCAAUUGUUAUGGAUGAAGCAAAUGAUGGAAGAUCAUGGGUUUGAUUUGAAAACUUUAACCAUUUUCUGUGACAACACUAGUUCUAUAAAUAUUUCAAAAAAUCAUGUUCAACACUCUCGCACUAAGCACAUAGACAUUCGUCAUCACUUUAUUAGAGAGCUUGUAUAA
This is a messenger RNA of Humulus lupulus (European hop), 1221 nucleotides long. RefSeq lists its product as uncharacterized. Bases 1 to 1221 code for a protein of 406 amino acids. The record is from RefSeq and is a predicted model, not a curated record. The transcript is spliced from 3 exons. NCBI's taxonomy places the organism in Eukaryota, Viridiplantae, Streptophyta, Magnoliopsida, Rosales, Cannabaceae.